AUGCCUUUGAAGAACAUGGGCUAUUACUUCAUGACAUAUCCGCUAACGGAACGUACACUUGACUGUGACUCGAACAUGUCUACGGACACGACGUUUCUAUGCUCUAUUUGCAAGCAGGUAGUUCAGCCAACAUCGAGCCACUCCACCUCCAGUCCUUGGAUCACGCCACCAGACCAAACUCUCGACGCCUUUCGAAAGGCAGUAUUACGAGACUGCUUCAUCUGCUCAAAAUUAUGGAACUUAAAGAGAGAAUACGAAGAUCUUUUCUCGUUCGACAAGAUUGACGAAAGCACUGGCUCCACAGGAACUCUUGACUUAGCUUAUUCCUGGUUUUCGGAGUGUUUCCAUGGCCAUGAUCAAUGCAAGCGGCUGCCUACUUCGGCUGCCAACUGGCUGCCAACUCGCCUGGUCGACAUAGGUUCCAGGGGGGAGACAACCUGGAGACUUGUUGUAACGUCAGAGAAUUCAAAACUCAAGCGCUAUCAACCGCGGCCUCAGUAUAUGGCCUUGAGUUACCGGUGGGGUACCGAACCUCAAAAGUUGGUUUUGUCAUCACACAACCUGGAUUUACUGGGUCGUGGAAGUCCCAUUGUGCAACUACCGCAAACAUUCCAGGACUUGGUUGUAGUUGCACAUCAUCUUGGCAUCCGAAAUGACGAUGAGACCAAAGUUGAAGGCCUCAUGCCAUUCGAUGCUUUGGAUCUUUGGAUUGAUAUCGUCGCUACUUACUCCAAGUGCGAAUUCAGCGUCAAAGAGGACAAGCUUUACGCCCUAGGGGGCAUUGCCAAGCUGUUCCAGGAAGUUACAGGUGACACCUAUCUUGCUGGCUUGUGGCGCUCACGUCUUCUACAUCAGCUAGAUUGGUAUACAUUGAUGCCACAGCCGAGGAUCAUGAGCAAACACAGAGCUCCAUCUUGGUCAUGGAUAUCUGUUGAUGGGCCAGUACAGCCAACACACCCUGCUCACGGAUAUCACUUUCUAGCAGAGGUAAUGGACGCAAGUGUGACAACGACAAGUGCGGGAAACGACUUGGUCAAUGUAAUCGGUGGUAGCAUAACACUGCGAGCGAAGGUGUAUGAUGCAACUUAUGAGCGAGAAUACCCACUUACAAACGAUGGGCUCAUCCAUUUCGGCUCUAAAGACAAGGCCUUGCCUCCAUUUACGACAUGGCCUUACCUUGAUGCAGUUGAGGACAAUCUAAACAAGAGCGGUCACACAUCACUACUGCCCUUAAGAAAUCAGGAAGUCAAUUGGGAGGAUCUUGAAAGGGACCAGUCUGGUGAUACAAAUGACGUUACUUGUCUCAUCCUGGAGAAAGUUGGCGCGUCCAAAACCACCUAUCGUAAGAUCGGAUGGAUGUACCUUUGGGGAGGAAGAUCUCAUGGUAAAGAAAACCAAGAUGUCAUAGACGCUAUUCUUAAAGCCCAUCAGAGUGAUCGAGGAUGGGCACAGAUCAUUUUGGUUUGA
Messenger RNA from Colletotrichum abscissum, 1467 nucleotides. RefSeq lists its product as uncharacterized. NCBI's taxonomy places the organism in Eukaryota, Fungi, Ascomycota, Sordariomycetes, Glomerellales, Glomerellaceae. The record is from RefSeq and is a predicted model, not a curated record. The transcript has 3 exons. Bases 1 to 1467 code for a protein of 488 amino acids.